AUGACUGCCAGCGCCAGCAACGCCACCGGCUCUUCAGGCCAGCUCCCUAUAGGGUUCGAGGGGCUCAUGCCUCUUUUCGGCGCACACACCAACCCAUUAUUGCACACCCUCAUGGCCAUGAACUCCAUCUUUGCUGCCUACCUGGGCCUCGACCUCGCCGCAAUAGUUGCCUUCUUGGGUCUGCUUUGGGCAGCGUGCCGGCUAGCCCGUCAGACAUGGGAGCUCAUAUACGACCUAGCCGAAAAGUAUCUGAUGGCCUCGAUACAUAUCAGCAGCGACGAUGACAUCCACCAACAGGUUCUGAAGUGGCUGGCCGCCCAACCCCACGUUAAAAAUGCGCGGUCUCUUAUAGCCGAGUCGCCUACGACGGGUGUUUGGGAGGGGCAGAGCAACGAGGCCAAUUACGUGCUAGUGCCCGCCCUUGACGGCGAUGGGAAGAACUCGUAUCUUAACUUUUCGUACCAGCACGCGAGCACACCUCCCCGCUAUAUCCCGGCCAUGGGCAGCCAUGGGUUUUAUUUUAGGGGGACGUACUUCCGCAUCUACCGGAAGCGAGAAAGCAUGCUCGCCAGUAACAGCAACCACUUUGGUGCCUCGGUAAUCAAAGAUACCGAGACCAUGGGAGGUCUGCUUCAAGGGGAGCUCCGGCCGCACUAUUAUCAAACGGCCCGGCUCAUCUAUGACGCGCAGGUUUGGAGGCGGAAACAGGUGGUCCACAGUGGCCAACCGGCCCGUCAGGCCUAUGUCUACUGUCGUGCUUGA
Messenger RNA from Gaeumannomyces tritici R3-111a-1, 762 nucleotides. RefSeq lists its product as hypothetical. Lineage: Eukaryota; Fungi; Ascomycota; Sordariomycetes; Magnaporthales; Magnaporthaceae. The coding region runs from base 1 to 762 and encodes 253 amino acids. The record is from RefSeq and is a predicted model, not a curated record. The transcript is spliced from 3 exons.